This is a messenger RNA of Pseudovirgaria hyperparasitica, 2214 nucleotides long. RefSeq lists its product as uncharacterized. The record is from RefSeq and is a predicted model, not a curated record. Lineage: Eukaryota; Fungi; Ascomycota; Dothideomycetes; Acrospermales; Acrospermaceae. The coding region runs from base 1 to 2214 and encodes 737 amino acids. The transcript has 3 exons. Gene Ontology annotation, biological process: DNA-templated transcription; regulation of DNA-templated transcription. Gene Ontology annotation, molecular function: DNA binding; DNA-binding transcription factor activity, RNA polymerase II-specific; carboxy-lyase activity.
AUGGAUAUGGAUACAAACGGAGCUUCACCGUCGCAGUCGCAGCCACCACUAUCGCUCCAGGAAACGCCGCGCGCGGACGUUGAUGAUAUCCUCCGGAGGAAAAGGAAAGCUCGCGAAUACAAGGCCUGCUAUCCAUGUCGACAGCGAAAAGUAAAAUGCGACCAAAAUGUGCCAUGCAAAACAUGUAUCGUGCGAGAACACCCUGAACUAUGCACGUAUCAUCCGCCGACAGAGACCCAUCCGCCCGCGAAACGAGCGCAAAUACAUCCUCCCUCGAGUGGCGUUGAGUUGCCGAAUGGAAUCAUAGAUUACGCUGCUGGCACAGUAACACUGUCAAGAGAAGACUGGGACAGAAUAUGCGCAAAGCUCAUAACGAUGGAGAACUCUAUGUCGGAGUUGCGAGGGUCUAUAAAGAAUCUGGGAGAUAGAACACCCCCAAGCCAAUCACAAGCCAUACAGCACCCGGCUCAGCAGGCCAUGAUGACAGGGGAGAAUGGCUCUUCGAACGGAGAUCUAGAGUUGAGCCAUAUUCGAACACAAGGGAUACAUACGACCAAUUCAUUGACGGGUGAGACUGUCCACGUCGGAGGUGGGUCAGUGCCUGCUUUGAUAAUGGCUCUAGGCAGAGGUGAUCUUGAAGUCCCUGGUGUUCAGGAGCUUUUGGGGAAGAAGAGCAUACUACCACUUUUCGGACUAGACAAUGAAAGCGCAACUUAUCCCUUCGUGGAUCUUUGGGGCUUACCUCAUGGCUCCAUCAUGAAAGCGACCGAGAUAUCAGGCGCCAUUCCUAAUGAUCAGGAUUGCCUCAGCUUGUUCAGGUAUCAUCGAGAAACUGCUCAUAUUAUCUAUCCAGCGCUAGUAGAGAUUGACAAAUUUGAAGCCGACUUAAUGCUGUUCCUUAUCAAUAGAGCGAACACUCAACAAGGCGAUGUCAAUGAUGGGAUCACAGAGCAAUCCAUUUAUGGAAAAAACCUACACUGGAUCGGUCUAUUCUUUGCUGCCUUGGCAUCAGGAUGUCAAUGCUCAUCGAUGCCUCGAAAAGAGCGGGACUUGACGUCUCAAGUUUAUGUCUGCUGCAGUUUUGAGUGUUUGCGAUUUACCAACUUCCUAUCUCAGCCUACCAUGGAGACGAUCCAGACUUUACUGAUAUUAGGCAAUGUCAUAUCAAAUAACAUGAAUGCUGGUGUCGCAUGGUCACUGAUGGGGCUGACUGUGCGGCUGUCGCAAAGCAUCGGCCUUCAUCGCAGGUGUCCUGACACGACUCCUGCGGAAGUCAUGAAAGUCCGAUGUAGGCUAUGGUGGAUGACUCUUUGGCAAGACACCCAUCUAUCGAUAUCGUACGAUCGGCUAGCAGCUUCAGCCAUGACCGAUGGCUACCCUUUCCCGAGCGACGACAUAUCGUCGCCAGGUCACCGGUCAUAUGCUGAAUCAAUGUACCGGCUCGUCAAGUGUGGCCUGUCCAUCUUGGAAGACCGUUCCAAACCGCAAGAUUCCGACAGAGCUCUACAAAGAAUAACGGAUCACCGAAACGAGCUGCAGAGCGUCGUUCUUCAAGCAGCUGACUUUCUAAGAGACUCCAGGAGAUGUCGAUCGAUGCGAGAUCAGCUUGAGCAUUGGGCCCUAUACCUCUACAUGUCGUACGUAACAUCAGAGCUUUGCCGGCCAGCCCUCAAUCCAAGCAACGCCAGACUUGACUUAUCAAAAACGCUUCGCAAAACUUGUGUCGACGCACUUACAAAUACGGUUGAAGCAUUCCUGGGCCUGCAAAAUAUGACGGCUUUUGCCAGCCGUUCAUGGGUUGCCGUGCAUCGAGCUCUUAGCUCUUCGCUUCUUCUCACGGUCAUUGGUGAAACGCAGCGAAAUGAGCGAGCGAAAGCACUGAUAUCGAACCUCGUCACCAUACUUGGUGAAAUUAUCUCCAAAGUUGACCCCGUUGAGAUGUCAGCGCCUAUCACAAGAUCUAUUGCAGCUUUACGAAGGCUGGUAAACCUUCCUGAAGGCCCUAUCGUUCCUGUACCAGAGAGCUCCAACACAGGCUCACCUGUGAUGGUGCACAAUCUGGAAAAUAUCCAGAACCUACUCAAUUUCGACGACCCGACCUACGGGAGCGACAAUUCUCUUGCUGGUCUGGAUGCAGACCAGAGUCCGUACGCGCUCGUGGACUCUAUUAUCUGGGGAGGCAAUGGAAAGCAAGCAGGUCAUCCGCCUGUAUGA